GAAGUGUUGAAUUGAUAAACGAUGCAAGGAAAAAUUAGGAGUUAAGGCGUGGGAUAUGCUUUACAAUUAAACUACAGCAAUCUGACAGGUAGACAGGUAGUUAGUAACAAUUUCAUCUACAAGUUGGAGAGUUCAUUCUAAGGAAGUUCACCAGAUCAUCAGAUUUGCUGCUAUGGAGGAAUCUACAGACCCAUAUGAAGACUAUGGGGUCAACGGUGACGCAUUUGUACAAGAGAAGCAACAAAAUCUCAGAAGAAAAAUCAAAUAUUAUUUCAUGAACCCUUGUGAAAAGUUCUACGCUCGUGGACGGAAACCCUGGAAACUGUUGCUACAGCUUAUCAAAAUUGUCAUAAUUACAGUUCAGUUGGUCUCAUUCGGCCUCAGUAAUCAGAUGGUUGUUACUUUCAAAGAAGAAAACCUGCAAACGUUCAAGCACCUUUUCCUUAAGAAUUAUGAAGAUGGAAGCAUGGACACCUACGCUGUUUACCGACAGGCAGAUACAUAUGAGCACAUUGAUUAUAUUAUUGAACAGUAUAAACUGUUGCAUAACACAACAGUUGGAAACCAUGAGUAUGAGAAAAAUGGAACGCAAUACACCCCAUUGGAAUUAUGUCAAGCCUAUUACAGGAAUGGCACUAUAUACCCUGGGAACGAGACCUUUGAAAUAGAUGCAGAUGUGCAAAACGACUGUCAUAACUUUUAUCCAAUGUAUCCAAAAUUGCAUGACCAUCUCCCUAAUUUUGAACUGUAUUUUAAAAGAAUGCUCACGGUCAGCAUAAAAUUUGUUCUAAAGGCCAUAAAUUUACAGACUGUACGACACAGGGAGCUGCCAGACUGCUAUGAUUUCACUGUUGAGAUUAUUUUUGACAACCAAGCUCACAGUGGAAGGAUAAAGAUAGAUCUUGAUACAGAUGUAGAAAUCAAAGAAUGCAAAGACUGGAAAGUCACCGGAGCAACCGCAAGAAACAUGACCCUGACCGUGCUGUUUGACUGCCUCAUUAUUAUUACAUGCCUUACUUCCUUGAGUCUGUGUCUCCGCUCGGUUCUCUCUGGGAUUCGACUACAAAAGGAGUACAAUCAGUACUGCAAGAGCUACACCCUGAGAGAGGUCCCCUGGUCUGAAAAGAUGGAGUUUGUAAAUGGAUGGUACAUUCUCAUCAUUACCAGUGAUACGUUGGUGAUAAUUGGUUCCAUUCUUAAAAUUGAGAUACAAACCAAGGUCCUUACAAGCUAUGACGUCUGCAGCAUCUUCCUCGGAACAGGAACCAUGUUUGUUUGGAUCGGUGUGAUCCGUUACCUGGGAUACUUCAGAAAGUAUAAUAUUCUCAUCUUGACACUACGGGCAGCCUUUCCUAAUGUAAUCCGCUUCAUCUGUUGCGCUGGCAUUAUCUAUAUUAGUUACUGUUUUUGUGGUUGGAUUGUCAUCGGUCCAUAUCAUGAAAAGUUUCGUACGUUGAACACGGUAUCCGAGUGUCUGUUUUCUUUGAUCAAUGGAGAUGACAUGUUCCCCACAUUUAAAGACAUGGGGCAGAAGAGCAGCCUGGUGUGGGUCUUCAGCAGAGUUUACCUGUAUACCUUUGUGUCUCUCUUCAUCUACAUGGUGCUCAGCCUCUUCAUCACCAUCAUCACCGACACAUAUGACACCAUCAAGCAACAGCAGAAUGGAAUUCCAACCUCGGCUCUUCAAAAGUUUUUGUCCGAGUGCAACGAUUUACCAAACUCGGGUGUAUACAGACUUGAAGAGGACAAAAACUGCUUUGUAAAAUGCUGCAUUGAUCCAAGACUAUGGUUCAGAAAUCCUGACGAGUCACUGGUGUCAGAUGCAUGAUUUUGUUGCCGUGGAAACAAUUUGCACAGUAUGUUAUGUUGCAUAGUGAACCUGAUUACCUCAAUAUGAUCAUAUGUAUUACUCAAUUUAUGUCUCAAUAAUCUGGAGUUAAAGCAGAAUAAAGUAACAUGUU
Messenger RNA from Boleophthalmus pectinirostris (great blue-spotted mudskipper), 1961 nucleotides. RefSeq names its product mucolipin TRP cation channel 3b (gene mcoln3b). Gene Ontology annotation, cellular component: lysosomal membrane; plasma membrane. Gene Ontology annotation, molecular function: NAADP-sensitive calcium-release channel activity. The record is from RefSeq and is a predicted model, not a curated record. NCBI's taxonomy places the organism in Eukaryota, Metazoa, Chordata, Actinopteri, Gobiiformes, Gobiidae. The coding region runs from base 173 to 1828 and encodes 551 amino acids. The transcript has 14 exons.